AUGGUGUGUUGGAACUGCGAGAAGCCUGGGCAUAUGAAAAGCGAAUGCCGGGCACCAAGGAAGGACAAAGAAGGCCGGACAGCCAAUGCCGCGACGGAGGACACGGCGGAUGCACUCUUGUUGAGUGUGAGAAGCUCGCUCGAUGACUGGAUCGUGGACUCAGGGGCCUCAUUUCACUCUUGCAGUAGCAGAGACAUCAUGGAGCCAUACACCGCAGGUGAUUUUGGCGUGGUAUAUCUUGCAGACAAUAAAUCCCUAAAAAUUGUAGGAAAGGGAGAUGUGCAAAUCAAUCGCUUGGGCCACAUGAGCGAGAAAGGAAUGAAGGUACUAAAGUCGAGAGAACUUUUGCCCGAGUUGGAGUCAGUGGACGUGGGUCUCUGCGAGCAAUGCGUGCUUGGAAAGCAGAAGCGAGUGAGCUUCAUAACCACCGGGAGAGCUCCAAAGACAGAAAAACUGGAGCUCGUGCACACUGACUUAUGGGGGCCAGCACCGGUGACAUCUCUUGGAGGAUCGAUGUACUACAUGACGUUCGUCGAUGACUACACAAGAAAGGUAUGGGUGUACUUUCUUAAAAGAAAAUCCGAAGCCUUUGAUACUUUCAGGAGAUGGAGAGCACUCGUGGAGAAAGAGACAGGUCUGGAAGUGAAAUGUCUCAGAUCCGAUAACGGUGGCGAGUACAACAGUGAAGCCAUCAAGGAAUAUUGCGCUGAUCAUGGGAUCCGGAUGCAGAAGACGAUCCCAGGGACACCUCAGCAAAAUGGCAUUGCGGAGAGGAUGAACAGGACACUGAAUGAGCGUGCGAGAUGCAUGCGAUUGAAGAGUGGACUGCCCAAGAUAAUCAUGAGACCAGCAGAUUCAGUGGGAGCUCAGAUAGAUGAGAUCGAGCGUACAGAAGAAGAGGUAGAACAAGAAUCGGAUGAACCGAUUGCUGAGAGCAGCACGCCUCUGGCACUGGGCCGAGAACCGAGGAUGAGAAGGGCCCCGGAUAGGUACAGAGGUCACAAGUUCAAUAAACAUCUCGUGCUCCAAUCGCCAGAUUCGUCCAAAUCCCCGUCGACGCUGAUAAUUGUAAGAUCUACGACCAAGUGUAAAUCAAGAUUCGAUAGGACAAUGUCGAGGGAGGCGACCUAUUUUGAUCCAGGCCAUCUCGUCGGCACCGUUGCCAGAUCUACAACCUCGUCUGCGACCUCUACUACCCCCAACAACGACAACUUUAAGCCCAACUGA
Molecule: messenger RNA, 1227 nt
Organism: Striga hermonthica
Lineage: Eukaryota; Viridiplantae; Streptophyta; Magnoliopsida; Lamiales; Orobanchaceae
Source: the annotation of a GenBank genome assembly